AUGUUGGUGUUAUUCGAGACGGCAGCUGGUUAUGCUAUGUUUAAACUUCAUAAUGAGAAAAAGCUAAAGAAUGUGGAUAAUAUUUAUGAUGAGUUCAGCACAGCGGAAAAGGCGCAAGAGAAUCUCCAACUUGUUGCCUUCAAAAAGUUCAAGAGCACCGCAGAUGCUGUUGAAUGUGCAAGUUCUCUUCAUGAUGGAAAAAUGAACAAAACGCUAAAGAAACUACUUAAAGGAAAAGUCGAUGAGAACGAGCAGCUUGCUGUUGGUGAUGCGAAGUUAGGGAAUCUGAUCAAGGAGAAGCUAGAAGUGCCAUGUGUGCACUCUCCAGCUGUGGCAGAGCUCAUGCGCAGUAUUCGAUCCCACAUUGAUUCGUUGUUGGGCGAGCACAAGGCUGAGUUGAACGCAAUGAAUUUGGCUGUGGCUCACUCUCUCGGUAGGUAUAAAGUGAAGUUUAAUCCGGAAAAGAUCGAUACAAUGAUUGUGCAGGCUGUUUCGCUAUUGGACGAUUUGGACAAAGAGCUAAACAAUUACGUUAUGAGGUGUCGGGAAUGGUACGGGUGGCAUUUCCCAGAACUAGGAAAAAUUGUGCAAGACCACCAGGCUUUCGCUAAGGUUGUUAAAGCUAUAGGGAUGCGGCAAAAUGCGGCGACUACCGAUCUCUCCGAAAUUCUUCCUGAGGAACUGGAAGCAAAGGUGAAAGAAGAAGCGGACAUAUCGAUGGGUACGGACAUUUCCGAUUUGGAUCUCAUUCAUAUUCGUGGAUUAUGCGACCAAAUCAUCGAGUUGUCUCAGUACAGGGCACAACUGUUCGAUUACCUGAAAAACAGAAUGACUGCUCUUGCCCCAAAUCUCACUUGCUUACUGGGUGAACUAGUUGGCGCUCGACUCAUCUCUCAUGCUGGAUCUCUUGUUUCACUGGCGAAAGCCCCUGCUUCGACUGUACAAAUUCUUGGUGCUGAAAAGGCUUUGUUCCGUGCUCUGAAGACGAAGAAAGACACUCCUAAAUACGGACUGAUUUACCACGCUCAGUUGAUUACGCAGGCUCCAGCAAAGCUUAAAGGAAAGAUGGCGCGGAAACUUGCAGCCAAGUGUGCACUGGCAACGCGUAUCGAUGCUUUGGCAGAUGAGUCCAAAGGUGCAGAAAUAGGACUGGAGUGUAGAGCAGCUUUAGAGGCAGUUUUGCGGGGAGAGCAAGAACGGGGUCCCAAGAAGAUUAGUGGCGGCUCUCAUAAGCAUGAAAAAUAUCAUUUCAAAAGUGAGACAUUCGAAUACGACAAUGCAAACGAUGUGCCAAAGAAGCCCUUGAAACGAAAGUAUGAGGAUGAUGAAGAGAAUACAGCUUCUAAGAAACCAAAGGUUGAACCCAACGACGAGGAGACAGUCCCCAGGUCCGAAAAAAAGAAAAAGAAGGAAAAGAAGGUGAAAAGGGACGAAGCUGAAGAUGAGGAAGAGUAG
Messenger RNA from Necator americanus (New World hookworm), 1455 nucleotides. RefSeq lists its product as uncharacterized. The transcript has 10 exons. Gene Ontology annotation, cellular component: box C/D methylation guide snoRNP complex; small-subunit processome. The coding region runs from base 1 to 1455 and encodes 484 amino acids. Gene Ontology annotation, molecular function: snoRNA binding. The record is from RefSeq and is a predicted model, not a curated record. Lineage: Eukaryota; Metazoa; Nematoda; Chromadorea; Rhabditida; Ancylostomatidae.